Messenger RNA from Mesorhabditis belari, 2610 nucleotides. Lineage: Eukaryota; Metazoa; Nematoda; Chromadorea; Rhabditida; Rhabditidae. The record is from the annotation of a GenBank genome assembly.
AUGGGUCAACUUAAAAAUAAGCCAUGUGACAAAGCUCCGCUUGGGUCUCCGGCUGUGUUGAAGUUGAUCUGUCAACAAUUACAUCAAAUGGACGAGGAGAAUAGGCAAGAAUCGCUCGACUCAAAUCUCGCUCCUCCCGAAUUCCCUGCUUUGCACGAUUGUAUGAAUAUAACAUGUGUUUGUUCGGAGUUGAAUUCUGAGUCGAUUAAAGGCUCCGAAUGCUUGUACAAAGGAAAACGGAUGGAAAAGCUAAUUCGCAAAGAAUAUCGGAUGAUGUCUGAUGAAGAACGCGAACGUUUUCACUCGGCACUAAACACGAUGAAGAAAAAUGGGAAAUUCGAUGAAAUUGCUGCAAUUCACGCGGGUUUUGGCAAUAUGGGCGGUGCUCAUUCGGGACCAGCUUUCCUGCCCUGGCAUCGCGAAUAUCUUAAGAGACUGGAAUUCGAGCUGCGGCGGGUUCAUCCGGAAGUUUAUCUUCCGUAUUGGGACUCGACCCUUGACGGUCAUCUGCCAAGACCGGAGGACUCGGCUAUAUUUACCACCGAAUUGUUCGGGACGAGCAUCGGUCCUGUGCUUGAUGGACCGUUCGCCAACUGGAAAACAAUGCGUGGCAAACCCCUUUUGCGGCAAGUCGGUAAACGACAAGACGCUCAACCUUUCAUGGAGGAUAUGGUCACGUUUUUUCUUCAACAACCCGCCAACCGUUUUUUGGCGUUCUCUGCCAGUCGCCAAGAAUGCCCAGAGGCGACCGAGUUCAACUCGUUUGAGUUCCUGCAUGCGCUUGUUCACAAAUGGAUUGGUGGUGACAUGUUCGAUCCAAUGACUUCGGGAAACGAUCCAGUCUUCUUUAUGCAUCACUCGUUUGUCGAUUUGAUUUGGGAGAACUGGAGAACGUGGAGACAAGACAGAACAUUGCGUGAAAUUGAGUACCCGCUCGAUGACGGACGCUGCAUGUCAGCAAAACAUUUCUUGAAAGCUCCAAUGAUUCCUUUUUCGUCAGAAAGUGGACGCGCGACCACAAACGCGGACGGUCUCUCGAAUCUCUACACGGAUGAACUUUAUGAAUACGCUCCCCAGCCAACUUGUCGAUCGGUUAAAGAGGGCUGCGGGAGUCGAUUUUUGUUCUGUGAUACUUCUGUCGGAAAACCGCGCUGUGUGGCGAAGAUUCGACUCGGUGGAAGUUGUGGCCGACUUGCUCCAGGUCAAGAUGUGUGCUAUAACGGCCGUUGUGUUGACGGAUUCUGUGAGUGGGCUGAGGAUUUGCAAACUUCGACUGACGACAUUGAAGUGUCUGAAUCCGAGGAAACUUCUACCAAAGAACUUGAGGACAAGAUCACAAAAGAACCAAUGAUUGAAUCAACAACAGUCGAAGGACUGGAAGCCACAAACCAGACUCAUUCGGACAACUCGGAAAAUGAAACGAGCACGGAGUUGUUUACAACGGAAUUAACAGAAGGAAAUGUGACAGAAACGGCGGAAAAACUGAAGUUGAAGGUCAAGACAGACGGAGCUUCAUCAACUACGGCUACACCGACGACCACAACAACCACCACUUCGCCGACUUCGACAGCUACAACAGCCUCAUCAACUACAACAACUUCAACUACAACAACAACUACAACAACUUCAACAGCUUCGACAACCACAACACCCGCAUCGACAAGAUGGAGCUUGAAUUGGGAACCGGUAGCUACAACAGAUUUCACAACAACAACAACAUCAACGACUGAGAAAAAGCUGGAAGAUUUUGUUUGGACUACACGUGCGCCAAUGGUGACUUUCACGCACAUGGUUGCCACUGAUACGGCACCUUGCUUCAAUUUCAACGAAUGUUGUCAAGAAUGGGCUUUGCAAGGGCAAUGCUCGUCGAAUCGAAACUAUAUGGAUGAACAAUGUGGAGCUUCGUGUAAUGCAUGUAUCCCCAGCACUCCAAUUGUUGAUGAUUGUUCUGAUCGACAUGAAAAGUGCGGUUUCUGGGCACGGGCACGCGAGUGCUACAGUAAUCCUUAUUGGAUGGCUGAGAACUGUCGUCAAAGUUGUGGUCAUUGUGAGAAAACGAGAGCUCAAGUGUGUAGCCGAAAAAGUCAGCAAAUUGCAAGCUCGAGUAGCGAUUGGGUGACGAGUACGCAAAAGCCGCGUGACCACGAGUGCUACAAUGCUGAUUGCUCGGAUAAGUACAGUUGUUGUUCGCAUUGGGUCAAAAAGGGUGAAUGCCAAACCAAUUUCAAAUUCAUGAUGUGUAAUUGUCGAUCGGCGUGCGGAAUGUGUGGAUCGAUGACGGAUUGGAAAGACAACGCAGUCGGAGUCGAGCCAGAAAACCAAGCAGAAGUGGAACAAGAUCGAGACAAAGGAGUAGAUCGAAUCCGCGGAGGACGCGCCAUCGAAGGGCUGCUUGCAUGGAUCAACACAAAGAAUGUCCUCGUUGGGCUGAAAGAGGGGAUUGUCGUCAGAAUCCUUGGAUGGAGAAGAAUUGCCCAACGAGUUGUCAGUCUUGUUUCGGGGAAUCGGACGACGUUUGUGGAUCGUCAUUUGACAUUCAGGGAUGAACUGCGAUCAAGACCGGAAAAGAAAAAGUUCUCCGAUUGCUGGUGCAUUGAAAUAGCUGUCGAC